GGGAGGGAAGGCGAGUGCGGGGAGCCUGUUUGUGUCGCGGCGGCCGGCGGAUGGGGGAGUCGAUCCCUCUGGGUGCGCCUGUGCCGGUGGAGCAGGCAGUGCUGGAGACCUUCUUCUCCCACCUGGGUAUUUUUUCCUACGACAAGGCCAAGGACAAUGUGGAGAAGGAGCGCGAGGCAAACAAGAGCGCCGGAGCCAGCUGGCUUUCGCUCCUGGCCGGGCUGGCCCACCUGGCUGCAGCGGAGAAGGCCUAUCACAGCAUGACCUUCUUGGGCCAGAAAUUAGGUGGGCAGUCAUUCUUCAGCCGAAAGGAUUCCAUACGCACCAUCUACACUUCCCUGCAUAAUGAACUGAAGAAAGUGGUAGCAACGGGCCGGAAUGCGUUGGGAGGAACAGCCCCUCACCUGGAAGAACUGCUCUCUCACCUCUCUGAGCAGCUCUGUUUUUUUGUUCAGGCUCGGAUGGAAGUUGCUGACUUUUAUGAAAAAACGUACAGCCUGAGCACUCAGAAGUUUAUCAACUCUGAGGAACUGGUAAACAUCUUGGAAACCAUAUUAAAGAAAUAUAGCUCAAGGUUUCAUCAUCCAAUACUUAGUCCUCUUGAAAGCAAUUUCCAGUUAGAAGCAGAUGUUCUUACACAUCUUUUGAAGGCUCAGGCACAGAUCUCAGAGUGGAAAUUCCUCCCAUCCUUGGUCAACUUGCACAAUGCACACACAAAGCUACAAACAUGGGGACAGAUCUUUGAGAAACAGCGAGAAACCAAGAAACAUCUGUUUGGUGGCCAAUCUCAGAAGGCUGUGCAACCGCCACAUCUUUUCCUCUGGCUAAUGAAACUCAAAAAUAGUCUUCUUGCGAAAUUUAGCUUUUACUUUCAUGAAGCGCUUAGUCGGCAAACAACUCCAUCUGAAAUGAAAACUUUGACAGCAAAAGCCAAUCCUGACUAUUUUGGGAAAAUUUCUAGCUUCAUCAGGAAAUAUGAUGCUGUUAAUAUUUCUUUAAUCUUUGACAACCGAGGGUCAGAGAGCUUUCAGGGACAUGGUUAUCAUCAUCCCCAUUCCUAUCGGGAAGCCCCAAAGGGUGUCGAUCAGUAUCCAGCCGUAGUCUCUCUGCCCAGCGACAGGCCUGUGAUGCACUGGCCCAAUGUUAUUAUGAUUAUGACUGACAGAGCCUCUGAUCUCAACAGUUUGGAAAAGGUGGUCCAUUUCUAUGAUGACAAAGUUCAAAGCACAUACUUUCUAACCCGUCCUGAGCCUCACUUUACCAUCGUAGUUAUUUUUGAAUCCAAGAAAUCAGAGAGAGAUUCUCACUUCAUUUCUUUUCUCAAUGAAAUUUCACAUUCCCUUAAAAACUCUAAAGCUUUUGCAAGUCUGAAGCCUGGAUCCAAAGGAUGAAUAACUGCUCCUGUUAAAACAAUAUAUUGGACUGCAAGGAA
Messenger RNA from Gekko japonicus, 1432 nucleotides. It is a transcript of the gene KICS2, whose product is annotated as chromosome unknown open reading frame, human C12orf66. The coding region runs from base 51 to 1391 and encodes 446 amino acids. The transcript has 3 exons. Lineage: Eukaryota; Metazoa; Chordata; Lepidosauria; Squamata; Gekkonidae. The record is from RefSeq and is a predicted model, not a curated record. Gene Ontology annotation, biological process: cellular response to amino acid starvation; negative regulation of TORC1 signaling; cellular response to glucose starvation. Gene Ontology annotation, cellular component: KICSTOR complex.